Molecule: messenger RNA, 2337 nt
Organism: Chanos chanos (milkfish)
Lineage: Eukaryota; Metazoa; Chordata; Actinopteri; Gonorynchiformes; Chanidae
Gene: gtf3c4
Product: general transcription factor IIIC, polypeptide 4
Exons: 5
Coding region: 1-2322 (773 amino acids)
Biological process (GO): transcription initiation at RNA polymerase III promoter
Cellular component (GO): transcription factor TFIIIC complex
Molecular function (GO): histone acetyltransferase activity; protein binding
Source: RefSeq, a predicted model, not a curated record
AUGGCGGCUUCUUCACCAAAUCGUGUCCCCGAUGGAGGAGAGGCCGAAUCUGCUCCCGAACCAGAGCCGGAUUCCGACCCUUGGGUCGGACUCGGGCCGAUCGUGAAGAGAGAACCGGCUAUUAAACUGCUGAGUCCAGCCAGCGGUCUGGAGCCCCUCGCAUGGUCGGAAGACCACCGUCUCUCGGCCUCCAGCACAAAUAGUAUAUCUAUAAUGGAGUUGGUGUGCGAUGUAAAUGGCUAUAAUCAGGAUUUGGUCCUGCACCGGACUUGUAUUCCUGUGCCGGACACUUUUUUUGAACUAAAGGUAGGGGAUGAGAAAGAGGUGCAGAAGGCAAGAGACAAGUUCUCAAACCCCAAGGAUCCAGCAGUUAGUCAGUCUUUUAUAAUGGACAGAGUAAUAAACCCUCAAGCAGGACCACUCCGCGGUGUUAAGUACACCAGCUGGUCUCCUAUGGGCUGCGAUGGUUAUGGUCGGUGCUUGCUCGCCUCCCUCACGUUAGACAGCCGGCUCACCAUCUACAGCAGCCAUAAACGUUUACAGUGGACUCCUCUGGUGGACCUCACAGAACUGUAUGGGGAGAUGCUAAAAUCCAGGGGUUACUCCUCACAGCCGGGCGAGUCGUCCCCGAGCUUGUUAGACGAUUUAGCCGAGAUGCAGCGACGCUACCGAAUGCAAACGCCUGUCCGCAUGGAGUGGUCGAGUUUGUGUAACACUCAGCACGUUCAGACCAAUAACAAGUGCAAGGAUAUUGGCACAGUCCUGUUAGCGGUGCUUAUGGAAAACGGAGACCUGGUGGUGUGGCAGUUCCGUUUGCCCCUCCAGGGAAAGGACUGCGUUGUGUCUUGCAACACCAUCAAGUCGGGAGUGUCCUCCCCCAGUGUGCUGGCCUGGUGGGAGUAUGAGCACGGGGGACGUAAGAUGAGCGGUUUAAUAGUUGGCAGUACAGUGGGACCAGUAAAGAUUCUGCCAGUAAACCUGAAAGCUGUGAAAGGUUACUUCACCCUAAGGCAGCCUGUGGUGCUAUGGCAAGAGACGGAUCAGAUCCCUGUUCACAAUAUCAAAUGCAUUUCCCUCUUCCAUCCCCACCAAGGCUGCAACUGCAGCCUGGUGGUGGCUGCCAGAGGCUCCUACCUCUUCUGGUGCCUGCUGCUCAUCACUAAGGCCGGCCUGAACGUCCACAACUCACACGUCACAGGGCUUCACUCCACCCCCAUCAUCUCAAUAACUGCCAGUCGCCAAGGGGGCUCCGUCUACACCUGCUCUAUAGACGGCGCGGUCAAGAAACUUACUCCCGUCUUCACUGACGUAGCGGUGAUGUUCAAGCAGGAGGAGAUUGUGCUGCCGGAGGGCGUGGCAGGGCGUCGGAUGCACGGCAUUGCGGUCAGUCCCCACGGAGCCUACUUGGCGAUGGUUUCCACAGAAGGCAUGUCCAACGGGCUUCACCCUCCUACCCGCACCUACCAAGUCCAGUUUGUGACGCUGAAAACUCCAGACGAGGCCGCGGCGGAGCUGCUGGAGUCCCAGGUCCAGAAUCUCUUCAAACAGGCCGACCUGCUGGACCUGGUGCGUUGGAGGGUACUGAAAGACAAAUGCAUCCCGCCCAUGUUACAGGAAGAACUGGACGACAAAGUCCACACCUCGGGUUGCAACUACCUGUGGCGCUUCAAGCUGUUCCUGCUGCGUGUGCUUCACCAGUCCUUGCAGAAAGCUCCGGUGGAGGCCCACUGGAGGCCCACACAUGAAGACAGUAAGGUGCUUAUCGAGGAUGAGGAGGGGGAGGCGCAGGAGAAGACGACCGAAGGCUCCGCGGAUCCGAAGCCGUGCGACACUGAGGGAAGCUCCUCUGAGGAGCAGAUGAGUGAGAUCAUAGCCUGGAUUGAGGCGGUGGAGUCUCACCUGACCCGAGAGCACAUGAAGAGGGUGUUGGGGGAGGUGUACCUGCACACGUGGAUUGCUGAAAACACUAGCAUCCCCACAAGGGGAGUGUGUGACUUUCUCUCCAGUGACCCCACGUGCGAGGACCGGGCAGCUAAGGUUCUGAUAGGCCACUUACUGAAGAAGAUGAAUAAGCAGACGUUUCCAGAGUACUGCAGUCUCUGUAAAGAAGUACUUCCCUUCAACGAUCGCAAACAGGCCAAGUGCAGCAACGGACACAUCUGGCUCAGGUGCAUGCUGUCAUACAGGGCCUGUCAGACAGCCACAUACCGUCGCUGCCUUCUCCAGGACAGCAUAGCCAGACUCCCAGUGCCUGAGGAUCCUGACUGGAUAAAGAGGAUCCUGGAAGGGCCCUGUACGUUCUGUGACUCACCGCUCCUCUAGGCGAAUGGACUCAAG